This is a messenger RNA of Lactuca sativa (garden lettuce), 888 nucleotides long. RefSeq lists its product as uncharacterized. Lineage: Eukaryota; Viridiplantae; Streptophyta; Magnoliopsida; Asterales; Asteraceae. The record is from RefSeq and is a predicted model, not a curated record.
AUGUUUUUGACCGUCAUCGGACACAAUGAGCGGUUUAGAAUGGUUAAACGCAAAUUUCAACAUUCAACGGAAACAAUUCAUAGGUGCUUUCAUGAGGUUCGAAAUGCGAUGAUGAAUCUUGCAAGAGAAAUUAUUGUGCCAACAUCUUCUAGUGCAACCGCAAACACAUCAGGACGACAUAGAAGGUUGAAAGAAAUAUUUUCGGGAGCGAUAGGUGCGUUAGAUGGAACUCUUGUACAUGCAGUCGUGCCCGCUGAUCAACAAACUCGUUAUAGGGGAAGAGGAAAAGGGGAAUGCUAUCAAAAUGUUAUUGGAAUUUGUAAUUUUGAUAUGAUAUUUACGUUUGUAUGGGCCGAUUGGGAGGACAUAGCACAUGAUUCACGAGUUCUCAAAGAAGUUGUAUUUCACCCAACUUCCAAUUUUCCAUUUCCUCCAUCAGACAAAUAUUACCUUUGUGAUGCCACAUACACCAACACUCGUGGAUUUCUGGCUCCCUACCACAAUACGAGGUAUUGGUUAUCCGAUUUCCGAAGACGACGUGCAUUAACCAAGGAGGAAAACUUCAACCAUGCUCACGCACAACUCAGAAAUGUUAUUGAGCAUACUUAUGGAGUUUUGAAGGCGAGAUUCCCAAUCCUAAAGCAAAUGGCUCCUUAUCCGUUUCCAAUACAAAGAGACAUAGUGCUUGCUUGUUUUGCAGUCCAUAAUUUUAUUAGGAAAUGUAAUAUUCGUGAUCAAUUAUUUAUGGACUUCGAAGAGGAAACUAUGUUUACUGCUGAAGAAGGUGGAGGAAGUGAAGACCAAAGUGUACAUGACAUGCAAUGGAGUAACCAAGACAAUGAAUAUAUGGCUAAUUUGCGUAACCAAAUUGCUAAUCAAUUACUUUAA